Spodoptera frugiperda (fall armyworm) is the source of this 1147-nucleotide messenger RNA. RefSeq names its product macro domain-containing protein RSc0334. Bases 32 to 895 code for a protein of 287 amino acids. The transcript has 4 exons. Gene Ontology annotation, cellular component: nucleoplasm. Gene Ontology annotation, molecular function: ADP-ribosylglutamate-[protein] hydrolase activity. Lineage: Eukaryota; Metazoa; Arthropoda; Insecta; Lepidoptera; Noctuidae. Gene Ontology annotation, biological process: purine nucleoside metabolic process; DNA damage response; peptidyl-glutamate ADP-deribosylation. The record is from RefSeq and is a predicted model, not a curated record.
CUCAAAGUUGAACUUGAAAGAUCGCAAAAAAAUGCGAGCACCGGUAUUGCGAAAGGCUAUUGAUAAAAUUCUAUUCAUUUGUCAAAACACUGGAGUGUAUAACACGCAUUUCUGCUCGCAAGUGAAACUUAGUGAGCCGAGGUGGAAGGUUGAGAAACUAAAGAUCCUUAACUUAUCGCCCGAAGAAAAAAAAAUUAAGUACAAUAAGAUGUCGGUCAUAACUGUAGAUAUGGUUGACCCUUGGAACAACUACGUGAUAAGAAAUACUAACGUAGAGAAAAGGAAGCAUACCCUGGACGAUGUUACUGAGUUUAAUAAGUUUAAAAUCGAUAACCAUCAGAACAAGAGUUUGGCCGAAAAGGUUUCAUUGUAUAAAGGCGACAUUACAAGUUUGGAGGUAGGUGCUAUAGUGAAUGCAGCCAACUCCAGGCUGAAGGCUGGCGGUGGUGUGGAUGGAGCCAUUCAUAGAGCAGCUGGUCCUCAUCUACAGGAGGAAUGUAACACCCUCGGCGGUUGUCCAACGGGAGAAGCUAAGAUCACAGGGGGAUAUAAUCUACCCGCUCAAUAUGUAAUCCACACGGUAGGACCGCAAGAUGCAUCGCCGGCGAUGCUAAAGAAAUGUUACGAAAACUCCUUGGCGUACCACAAGUCACACAAAAUUACUACUAUCGCUUUUCCGUGUAUUUCUACCGGUAUCUAUGGGUUUCCCAAUCGUCUAGCCGCCCACAUCGCGCUCCGGACUACGCGUGAAUUUCUAGAAAAAAAUGAUCAAAUGGAACGCGUAAUUUUUUGCACCUUCAUGCCUAUUGAUGUUGAAAUAUAUGAAACUUUGAUGCAAAUGUAUUUUCCUGUUCAUGAUUGGAAUUAUGCUGAUGAUGCUAGAACUGAAGUCUAAUGCUUGAAUAUUUGUAUUGUAAACCUUUUUUGUGGUGAACCUAAUAAGAUUUGUAACUUUUUCUUGUUGGAUGAAAUGUGUAGCUCAUUGUUAUUAUAUUUUGAAGACUGUCCAUGUUAUGAAAGUAACUAAAUGUUGCAAUAAAUUCGACUGUAAAAUGAAAGUGGUAUUUAAUACCUAAUCGAGGGAUGUUUGUUAAAAAAUGGUUUUGGUUUCCUUGUUUCCUUUGCUCGUAUAAAAGUGUUUUAUGAA